Molecule: messenger RNA, 345 nt
Organism: Strongyloides ratti
Lineage: Eukaryota; Metazoa; Nematoda; Chromadorea; Rhabditida; Strongyloididae
Exons: 2
Coding region: 1-345 (114 amino acids)
Source: RefSeq, a predicted model, not a curated record
AUGAUUUUUAGAAAAUCCCUUGAUAAUGGUAUAAAUAAUUGGAAAUUUAUAAAAAAUUAUAAACAAAAGAAAAUAAAUAAUCAAGAAGAAUUUAAUAAUUAUCAAAAUACAUUUUUAGAUAAUUUUAUUGUCUAUCAAAGUACAAGACCAAAAAAAAUAAGUAGAAGAUCUAUAAGUAAUGCAGUUAUUGAAUCAGCACAUUGUGAACAUAUGGAAUUGAUAGAAUGUGAUUCUUAUGAAACAAAUGAUAUGAAAUGUCUUGUUACUGCUACUGGAAUGCCUUGUUGUGUAUGUACUGGAAAAUUAAAAUCAUUAAGAAAAGUUAAGAAAUGGAUUGUUUGGUGA